Molecule: messenger RNA, 2625 nt
Organism: Kalmanozyma brasiliensis GHG001
Lineage: Eukaryota; Fungi; Basidiomycota; Ustilaginomycetes; Ustilaginales
Product: Zn(2)-C6 fungal-type DNA-binding domain protein
Exons: 1
Coding region: 1-2625 (874 amino acids)
Biological process (GO): regulation of DNA-templated transcription
Molecular function (GO): DNA-binding transcription factor activity, RNA polymerase II-specific; zinc ion binding
Source: RefSeq, a predicted model, not a curated record
AUGGUCGUCCACGUCGCCUCGACCCCGUCGAGCGGCGACAAGCCUCGCUCGAUGAAUCGUUCCUGCAUCCAAUGCCGGGAGCGCAAGAUCAAGUGCGAUCGUCUCGAUCCUUGCAAUCAGUGCAUCGCCAAAGGGUCCGCAGACGAGUGCAAGCACGAGCUGCGAAAGAAGAGGGCAAAGAACAAGCGCCCCUUUCCCAAACGAAAGAGCCGACUCAGCAUCGCAUCUUCGGCCACUGCCCGCGAAUCCAGUCGACCCGUCUCAUCAUGGGCGGAGGGCUCUAUGACAACCACGUCGCAGCACAGCGAAAGCGGCCGCACACCUUCCACCAGCUCGGGCCAGAUCGUGACGCCCAACACGUCGUCUUCGGCCCACGAUUUCGGCUACUUUGCCUCAUCCGCCAAGGAUGCUACGGCCCGUGUCGCCUCCCCUUCCCGUCUCGAGAAUCAAAACAACGCGCUCGAAGAAACAGACGACGAGAGUGCUAGCGACGAGGACGACUCGGACCGCGAAAGCACGCUACAACCUGAUGAUCGACUUCACGUGCUCGAGGCCAGUCAGCUAGUGCCAAUAUACAGUGCACCUCACUAUCGAUGUCCAUUUGCGCUCAAGGAUGUCUAUGCUGAUUGGCGUGCCAUGUCCGUCGACCAACGACGCUCGCUGAUCACCGACGUCCGCGAUGCUCUUCCGUCUUUGCCGCAAACCCUGCAUCUGCUUCACGACGUCUAUGUCAAGCGUCUCCAUUCUCUGCACGGCAACGUCGUCCACAUCCCCACAGUGCAAGUAGUGUUGACCGAACUUCUGGACGACUCGGCGUUCGAACAGCGCGAGCGAUACGCAUUUGGCUACAUCACCACCGCUCUCAUGGUCAUCUUUUCAGCGCUCCGGUUCGCCCCCCUCGACCGCACCUACACCUGGGCCAGGUCUGGAACCGCCCACCCGCACGUGGAGCCGCUCGGGCAGAAGGAGAUUCGUCAACGACAACGCAAGAUCUUUGCGCUCGUCAAGCGCAUCCAGCGCUUCGAAUCCACCUACACCUUUGGCUCGAUUCCAGAGUUGCAGACCGCCAUCCUCAUGCUCGAAUCAGGCAAAGGCUCGCGUCCCUUCCUCGACUCGCUUGCGGAUUGUGCGAUCCGCUCAGCGAUGCGGAUGCGUAUCCACCGACUCGGCUCCUUCGAAAGACUUCAUCAUCCGAGCGCUCGUCCGACGCAGGUCAUGACAGGCGAAAUGGCUGUACGCUGCUGGUGGGCGCUUGUGCGUCGCGACUGGAGUCAGAGCAGCAAACACCGUACCUAUCGCAUCUCUUCGCAGCAGUUCAACACUCGGCAGCCCUUGAACCUCUUUGACGACGAGCUGAUGGCGAUCCCUUGUCCGCGGUCACAUCUACGGUCCACUAGGACGUACGUCAGCUACUCGUAUGCCAUGAUCGAUUUCGCGCUCUUGACGAGGACGCUGGUGGAUCAGGUCAAUGCCCAGUUGGAUCUGGACGACGGGCCUGAAUCCGCUACUGGCUGGGGGCUCGCCUCUGUUUAUGGUCAGCGUCUCUCAGCACCGCAGCGACACUCGCUCGAUCAAAUGGUCCAAUCCCUCAUCGCCGCAUUUCCCGCUCACUACUCGCUCGAAGCGCGAUACGACGACAUCAGUAUGGUCGACAUCGAACGGUGGCUGCUGCAUCAACGCCUCUUCCAUCACUUGCUGACGUUGCAUCUGCCUCUCGUGUCAGAAGCCACCCGUCCGCACGGCAGCCUGAUGUACAUGGCCAGUCAUAUCCUCGACAUUCAGGACAAGGUGACCGACAUUUGCACGCGACUCGACAACUCGUAUCUCAAAACACUGCAGACCUUACGCGCAUGUCUGGUGCUGCUGUUGGACCUGUUCUUCGGCGAAGCGCCCGCAAGUAUCAGCGGGCUGUCGCGACUGAUGACGCGGAGGAAGAUCACCGCUGCUCUGGACAAGAUCCCGAUCGACGUGUUGUCCAGCACUACAAAGCUCUGCGUUCAGCUUGUUAAGCUGUUGAUGAGCUUGGAGGAGCGACGUUAUCAAGGGCAGCUUGAGCCGGCAAGCCUGGGCGAGGAAGGGCUUUCGACACCCGAUCAGUGCGGCGCGGUGAGCCCUGCGGCCGCGGAUCUUGUCACCCUGGACGCCGCUGGGCUGCGCAAUCGAUGGCAUUCCACUUGCCAGUUGCUCGACGUCCUCCUCAACGACGGCUACUGGCGAUCUUUCCGCAAGAAACUGCUUCAGCUCGACCAUCUCAUUCCGGAAUGGCUUCAGAAGCCGGUGCACGAAGAGGGUCUUUCGCUGCAGCCUGUCUCGCUGGAUCCGCCGUCGCUACCCACGGUAUUGUCACUGCCGACGGGCUCGUACGCGUCCGAGAUCGAGCGUGCGUUCGCGGCAGACGCAUCGCAAGACGCUCUCGAGCCGACAGCGAACAACGGCGCGCCGAACUUCUCGCUCGAUCCAGAGCUAUUUGGUGAUUUUGAUCUGGCCGGCUUCGAUGCACAGCAGCCGCAGUUCGAUAUGGACCUGCUCGGUCAUCAGGACUUCGAAGGCUACGGCAACGCAAGCCAGUCGAUCGACUUUGCGAAGCUACUCAUGGAGUGGCGGAUUGACGUGCCGCUCAGCUAG